AUGGCUACUCACCACCGUCAAUACUACCAGCCCUCCGCUGUGCCCAUGAACAUGCCAUCCAAGGCACCGGCACCAGCAAGCAUGUACCAUGUUUCCCGAGUCCCAGGCUCGCCACCAGACUAUUCUGAUGCUAGCACCAUUGCCGGCAGCCGCUCUUCUGGCGGAUUGACAUUCAGCUCCGCUGGCGGCGAUUACGAAUCCAGCUCAGCAUCACACUCCGGCGUUGAUGUCGUCGACGUCUUGAGCGACCGCAUGCAAAACGCAUUUGACCCAACACCACUAGACAAGAGUCUGGCAAGCCAGGCACAAACCUCCGGCCAGCUGCACGCAAAGCAACAGGAACUGCUAGAGCUGCAAGCAAUGGCUCAACGACGUAUGAAGGGCCUGCGAGCGAGUUACAACGAAGGACUAAAAACCGCCCGAGAAACCAAACGGGAUCUGGAAUGGACUCAGAAGCGCGUCAGUGCCCUGAAGUCUAAGGCUGAGAAGGCCCACCCAGAUGAAUACCGUCGGGCAUCUAAGAAGUACACUUAUGACGACUACUGA
Messenger RNA from Penicillium malachiteum, 546 nucleotides. RefSeq names its product KxDL motif-containing protein. The transcript has 3 exons. The record is from RefSeq and is a predicted model, not a curated record. Gene Ontology annotation, biological process: regulation of protein localization; endosome organization. NCBI's taxonomy places the organism in Eukaryota, Fungi, Ascomycota, Eurotiomycetes, Eurotiales, Aspergillaceae. The coding region runs from base 1 to 546 and encodes 181 amino acids. Gene Ontology annotation, cellular component: endosome; BLOC-1 complex.